Marchantia polymorpha subsp. ruderalis is the source of this 1242-nucleotide messenger RNA. The record is from the annotation of a GenBank genome assembly. Lineage: Eukaryota; Viridiplantae; Streptophyta; Marchantiopsida; Marchantiales; Marchantiaceae.
UGGAAUUUGGACGACGAAAUCGGGUUGCGAAAGUGCCGCGGUUCGAUUUGACGUGUGCUUUGAUUUGUGUCGAUCGACUCGAUCGAUGGCCAUGCUCCGGAGCUCUCGAUCGGCUCUCGUGCGAUUGGCAGGUGCUUGCCGCUUUGGCUCUGGUUCUGCCUCUGGGUCGGCCUCUUCGCGCGGAAUUUCGUCCGUGGUGUCCGAUGACAUCCGCUCUUAUUUCUCUUCGUCGUCCUCGACAAUGUCUCCUGCGGCCGCGUGGCGCAGUUUUUUGUAUCCCCCUGUGAAUCCCUCUGCGGGCGUGGCUUUAACUCCUGCGCCAGCGAUUUUCUGCAUUCGGUCGCGAUCCUAUGCUAAACGACCGAAGAAGUGGCAAGGGGUUCCUCACGCCUUCGUCCAAGUGGAACCUGGAGUCCCAGUGUUGCCGUAUCAACCGAACGAAGGUAGUGUGAAGAACCGAAAGCACAAGAAACGAAUGGCUCAGCGGGACGCGUUCGCCAAGGCGCAGGCCGCGAAACGGAAGGCAGAGACCAAAGCAGCUGUUAUUGCCAGAGAUGCCGCCCGCAGAAAACGAUGGAGAGAGGGCGCUGCGAGGGCUAGAGCUUGGGCAAAAAAGCAAGCCAGUAUGGCUGCGGUAGAGCAAGCUGGACCUGUCACCGCAUAGGUUGCGCAUUUUCCUGAAUGUGAACGGCUGCGAGUGUUUUUGCUUAGAAGUCUGCCCAAAUUUCCCUUCGGAAUCAGCUGCGAGUACUUUUAUCCUUCGAGAAAGAAAGGGUAGAGGUUUUGAGUAUGUCAUCUUGACAAUGGUGUACUGAAAAUGAUUGCUGCACGGUCCACUCGCCCCUUGAUACGUUAAGGCCAACUGCAGAUGAAGUUUCUGCCUGGCCCUCGGGAGAAGUUUUAGAUCAUGAGUGACUGGUUCACAUCUUGCCGAUAGUUACUUGUCGCAGCAUGAGGAAGUCUGUUUCACUCUAGAGCGUUAUUGUUACGAGGUUGUUUAUUUUUCCAGCUCUUUUCAAGAAUGGAGCUCUCUGACGUAUUACAUGGUUUCAUGACGGUUUCGAGCACCAUCCCCGCUAUGUGGCGGAUGUCAGAUCACUCGAAGCAGCACUAUGGCAAUUUCACUUUUAGAGCCCACUGGACUCUGGGCUUCUUUGUGUGUUUUUGCUAGGCAAUUGCGUAGCUGACCGCCCGUUUUCGAGAGCCGCGAGAGAAAAUGCAAGAGUGCUUGGUGUUCAUCCC